Cylicocyclus nassatus is the source of this 2174-nucleotide messenger RNA. The record is from the annotation of a GenBank genome assembly. Lineage: Eukaryota; Metazoa; Nematoda; Chromadorea; Rhabditida; Strongylidae.
GAUCGCUUCAAAAUCAGCAGUCGUUCGAAAUGGACUUGAACAAUCUCUCCGACAAUGAACUUCGCCAGCAAUUAAUUGCUUUGGGGCAGUCUGUCGGACCACUGACACCAUCAACAAGAACUUUCUAUGUAAAAAAGCUGAAGAAUUUAUUGCGGAAGCAAGGUAAUGCGCCCAUAAACUCACCAACGCAAUCUGCGGGAAGAAAUCCGAGGAGUUCUGUUGAAAGAAACACAGAGGACGUUUCGCACGAUGCGAAAAUGUUUGAUAAUGUAGAAUCACUAACACAACUCCGCGUUAAAGAAAUCAUAUCGGGAUCAAGAAAAGCACGCCGAAAUGGGAGACCUGCGAGCGGAGCUCCCAGAGCACUUCGCAGCGAAAAAACUCUGUCGGGAUCUCCAAAAGCAAAAGCUGUGAAAUUAUCACCACAACCGACAUGUUCUUUCGCCCUCAAGUCAUUUAAUGAUGGCUCUCCUCAAAAUUCAUGUACUGAACCACCCAUAAGGAUGGAUGAGAGAGCCCCCACAUCAACUAGGAAACGUCGCCUUGUAAACCGCUUAACUAAAGCAAAUCAGGACCAGGCCUUAUGCAAUACGAAUACAAUUCCGCAGAUUUCCUUAAGUCAAAUCGACGAUCUGGAUAGCACGCUGUUGGGUGAAGGAACAUUCGGUCGCGUAGUCAAAUGUAAAUACCUCGAUAACAGUGACUUACAGUGGAAAGACGUCGCAAUAAAGUACGCAAGUUCUGCUUAUCGCAGUGCCUUAGUUCGAGAAGCCAAGAUCUUCUAUACCUAUUUGAAUCACAAAAAUUGCAUAAAAUUCUUCGGGCUUUACGAUUGUCCUCUGAAUGGUACGGGCAUAGUUAUGGAAUUGAUGGAUUGCAGUCUUGCAUGGCUUAUUUCAAAGCAGUCUAUCAAAUACGAAGUUGAUCACGCAGUUUCUUGGCUGUAUCAGUUGUCAGAUGCAAUAAGUUUUUUUCACAGUAAGGAGCAAGUUCAUAGAGAUUUGAAGCUACAAAAUCUUCUUCUUCGCAAUGGUUAUCAUACCUUGAAAGUCUGUGAUUUUGGCACUUACACUACUUUGCACGAAUCAAUGACUAUGGAAAAGGGAACACCUAUCACAAUGGCUCCUGAAGUUAUUCGAGCUUUCAAACACUACGACGAAAAGUGCGACAUUUAUAGUUUUGGCAUCAUUAUGUGGCAAGUCAUCGCCAGGCGGCUUUCUCCGUACCAAGGAGACCGUUGUUUUGUGGUUUUCAAUGUGGCGCGGAACAUACUGCGACCACCGGAACUUUCUUGUGAUCCUCUGCUUUCACGAUUUUACAAAGCAUGCUGGGAUGAUGACCCAGAUGUGCGCCCCAAUAGUGAGCAAGUGAAGCAGUAUUUUGCCGUUUUGAAGAAAGCUUUUCCAAAUGGCAACCAUGAUCUCACUGAUACCAGCACAAAUGGGCCAGCGGUUAUUCCCCAGCCAAAACUGGCUACCCCGUUCACACCGCAACAUCGACGAGCUCGAUCAGAUCCACUGAUUCAUUACAAUUGCCAUUUGUCUUCUCUAAGUGAAGAUUUGGCUUCCGCCGGUAGCACGGAGAAUGUGUGCCCAAAUCCAGAGAACACUGGUUUGGGUGAUGUAAAAGGGACCCAAAAUGAGAAUACGGCACGUGAUCCUCCUCUUGGAGUUGUGCGACCAUAUCUGCGAUAUCUUGAUCGAAGAAGAAAUCCGUGGGCGGCUUUUUCCUACCAUGGAGUGGUGAAUGUCUGCAAAAUCAAAGGUUUCUGUGAUUAUCAUGGCGAUAACAAAAUGAAGACUUCAAUAAAUACGCUCAAAAAAGCUAAGCAACUUUAGUAAGGAGAAAAUCUAUUUUGUUUUGAAAAUAGGUGUAAAUAGAGUAAUAAGUUUGAGAGAUUUUCCUCUCAAUGUAGUUUGCUUAUGCUGCCGAGAGUUUGCAGCAAAUUUGCACGUGAACAAGUAGCCAAGCCUGUAAUGUCAGAAUCUUGCACGCGCGAGUGGUCUGCAUUAAAGGCAUAGCAACUUGUUCACACACAAAAUUUAUUGCAAAAUCUCAGCGUCGCAAGCACACUAUAUCAAGCGGGAAAUCUACUAGCCUAUAGGUAUAUAUAUAUAUCUUUAUUUUACACUAAUGUAGAGCAUGUUAAUUUGAUAAAAGUGCUAAAUGAUGAG